AUGUAUUCAAAUGUAAGACCAUAUAAAAUAUUACAAAAAGUAAAACCAAGCGAAAAUAGUAAAGAAAAAGCAAAUGAAGAAAAUAAAAAUUACAAUAAGCAUAAAAAAUAUGAAGGCAUAAAUUAUUAUGAAGAUGAUAGAAGGUAUAGAUAUAAUAAAUAUGUAAAUCAUUACAAAAAAAAAAAUAAUAAAAGUUACACAGUAGAUAAUAAUUAUGAAAAAAAUAAUAAACAGUAUAAUAAAAAUGGUGAAAAAAGUAGCAAUAAUGUUGUAUUAAAAAAAACGGGAAAAGAUAUGUUGAUAUCUUUACUAAAAAAAGACCAAAUGUGUGUAAAAAAAAAAAAAAUUGUUAUUCGAAAUUUACCUCCAACUUUAAAUGAAAAUAAUUUUUUUGAUUCUUUUUCAAACAAUCUUAAAGAUGAAUUGGAUUAUUAUUAUUAUGUUAAUGGAAGUAUAGGAAAAAAUUCUCAUGAUGAUAUUAUUCAUUCGCGUAUAUAUUUAUCCUUUAAAGAUUAUAUGAAAACAGAAGAGUUUAUAAAAACACAAGAUGGAAAAUAUUUUUAUGAUACAAACGGAGUUAAAUAUAAAGCAAAUGUGACAUUUGCACCAAAUCAAACAAUAAUACAUAAAAAUCGAAUAGAUAAUAGAAAUAAUACAUUAGAAUCAGAUCCAUAUUUUUUAAAAUGUUGUGAAGAAAUGCAUAAUCCUAUUGAGCCACCAAAAAAUGAUAUAGAUUAUAAUGAUAUUAUUAAUGUAGUAAAAGAAAAUGAUGAUAUUAUAUCUCCUAUAGUUAUAGAUUUAAGAAAAAAAUUAAAAAAUACUAAAGUAAAAUAA
Messenger RNA from Plasmodium berghei ANKA, 834 nucleotides. Its product is annotated as regulator of nonsense transcripts 3B, putative. The coding region runs from base 1 to 834 and encodes 277 amino acids. Gene Ontology annotation, cellular component: cytoplasm; nucleolus. Gene Ontology annotation, molecular function: mRNA binding. The transcript has a single exon. Gene Ontology annotation, biological process: nuclear-transcribed mRNA catabolic process, nonsense-mediated decay; positive regulation of translation. NCBI's taxonomy places the organism in Eukaryota, Apicomplexa, Aconoidasida, Haemosporida, Plasmodiidae. The record is from RefSeq and is a predicted model, not a curated record.